Molecule: messenger RNA, 3068 nt
Organism: Oncorhynchus mykiss (rainbow trout)
Lineage: Eukaryota; Metazoa; Chordata; Actinopteri; Salmoniformes; Salmonidae
Source: RefSeq, a predicted model, not a curated record
GGCUGAGGGUUUUUAAAGGGAGAUAUGGGGGUAGAUUCAGAUCAGAGGGGACUUUAGAACACAAAGGUGUGAGAGCCUCACGCUCAACCCUGUUUUAAACUAGUUUAAUGCUAGCUGUUCCUCUGCAGUGCCUCUGCCUAUCUUUCUGUCUCUCAGUGUGUCUCUGUGGCCCCCUAGGAGCAGAGGGAGGGGUGAACGUAUAAAACCUCUUGGGCUCCCUCCAGCCAGACUGUAGACUUACUGGAAACUAUAGAGACACCUGAGUGUCGCCCCACUGGCUAAACUAUCCCGUCACAAUGCUGUCACGAAAGCUGACUGUUCAUUUGAUCUUUGCUUUGGCUGGUCUUGCUCUCUCAUACCACGUUACUGAUGUGAGUAGCAGUGAUACAUCCACAGACACAAGCAAUGGAGAUACCAGCGUGGAAACCACAGGCAGUCCUGAUGCCCCUGAUGCCCCAGGCAAGUUCUGCAUGCUGUGCUGUACUGAAGACUGCAUCGAGGAAAGCAGCCAUGUCGGGAGCCAAGGUUGUUGGGUGCCCUGUAUGGAGGCAUGUUGGAAGGAAUGUAUGGAGCCUUAUAUGGAUCUCUGUAUGGAGCCCUGUACACAGGAUUCGUCAAAGGUGUGCGACAGUAAGGGGGACAUUAAUGAGGACAGUAAGGGGGACAUUAAUGAGGACGGUAAGGGGGACGGUAAGGGAGACAAUAAGGAGGACAGUAAGAGGGAUGGUAAGGGAGGCAGUAAGGAGGACAGUAAGAGGGACGGUAAGGGGGACGGUAAGGGAGACAGUAAGGGAGACGGUAAGAGAGACAGUAAGGGAGACGGUAAGGGGGGCGGUAAGGGAGACAGUAAGGGAGACGGUAAGGGGGACGGUAAGGGAGACGGUAAGGGAGACGGUAAGGGAGACAGUAAGGGAGACACUGAGGACAGUACGGGGGACGGUAAGGGAGACGGUAAGGGAGACGGUAAGGGGGACGAUAAGGGAGAGAGUAAGGGAGACGGUAAGGGGGACGGUAAGGGAGACAGUAAGGGAGACACUGAGGACAGUACGAGGGACGGUAAGGGAGACGGUAAGGGAGACGGUAAGAGGGACGGUAAGGGAGGCGGUAAGGGAGGUGGUAAGGGAGACGGUAAGAGGGACGGUAAGGGAGACAGUAAGGGAGACAGUAAGGGAGGCGGUAAGAGGGACAGUAAGGAGGACAUUAAGGGAAACAGUAAGGAGGACGGUAAGAGGGUCAGUAAUGAGGACAGUAAGAGGGACGGUAAGGGAGGCGGUAAGGAGGACAGUAAGGAGGACAGUAAGAGGGAUGGUAAGGGAGGCAGUAAGGAGGACAGUAAGGAGGACAGUAAGAGGGAUGGUAAGGGAGGCAGUAAGGAGGACAGUAAGGAGGACAGUAAGAGGGAUGGUAAGGGAGGCAGUAAGGAGGACAGUAAGGAGGACAGUAAGAGGGAUGGUAAGGGAGGCAGUAAGGAGGACAGUAAGGAGGACGGUAAGGGAGGCAGUAAGGAGGACAGUAAGAGGGAUGGUAAGGGAGGCAGUAAGGAGAACAGUAAGGAGGACAGUAAGGAGAACAGUAAGGAGGACAGUAAGGAGGACGGUAAGGAGGACGGUAAGAGGGAUGGUAAGGGAGGCAGUAAGGACAGUAAGAGGGAUGGUAAGGGAGGCAGUAAGGAGGACAGUAAGGAGGACAGUAAGAGGGAUGGUAAGGGAGGCAGUAAGGAGGACAGUAAGAGGGAUGGUAAGGGAGGCAGUAAGGAGGACGGUAAGGGAGGCAGUAAGGAGGACAGUAAGAGGGAUGGUAAGGGAGGCAGUAAGGAGGACAGUAAGGAGGAAGGUAAGAGGGAUGGUAAGGGAGGCAGUAAGGAGGACAGUAAGAGGGAUGGUAAGGGAGGCAGUAAGGAGGACAGUAAGGAGGACAGUAAGAGGGAUGGUAAGGGAGGCAGUAAGGAGGACAGUAAGAGGGAUGGUAAGGGAGGCAGUAAGGAGGACAGUAAGGAGGACGGUAAGGGAGGCAGUAAGGAGGACAGUAAGAGGGAUGGUAAGGGAGGCAGUAAGGAGGACAGUAAGAGGGAUGGUAAGGGAGGCAGUAAGGAGGACAGUAAGAGGGAUGGUAAGGGAGGCAGUAAGGAGGACGGUAAAGGAGGCAGUAAGGAGGACAGUAAGAGGGAUGGUAAGGGAGGCAGUAAGGAGGACAGUAAGAGGGAUGGUAAGGGAGGCAGUAAGGAGGACGGUAAAGGAGGCAGUAAGGAGGACAGUAAGAGGGAUGGUAAGGGAGGCAGUAAGGAGGACAGUAAGGAGGACGGUAAAGGAGGCAGUAAGGAGGACAGUAAGGAGGACGGUAAGAGCGGCGGUAAGGGAGACAGUAAGGAGGACAGUAAGAGGGACGGUAAGGGAGACAAUAAGGGGGACAGUAAGAGGGACAGUAAGGAAGUCAAUAAGGGGGACAGUAAGAGGGACGGUAAGGAACUCGAUAAGGGAGACAAUAAGGGGGACAGUAAGAGGGACGGUAAGGAAGUAGAUAAGGGAGACAAUAAGGGGGACAGUAAGAGGGACAGUAAGGAAGUCGAUAAGGGGGACAGUAAGAGGGAUGGUAAGGAAGUAGAUAAGGGAGACAAUAAGGGGGACAGUAAGAGGGACAGUAAGGGGGUUAGUAAGGGAGACAGUAAGGGGGACAGUAAGGGAGACAGUAAGAGGGAAAGUAAAAGACAGUAAGUGUGAGUGUAGUCUAACAUUGCUCUUAAGUUCCUUAGCCCUCCCUUGGCCCUCAAAAUGGGGAAGGUGUCUACAGAGAUACAAUUGAAUUAUUAUGCUGUUUUGAUGUGCAUAACAUUUUUCCCCACUUUUUUUGACUGUAUUGUUGUUGUUUUUAACUUCCUGAUGUUUUGAGAUCCUCUCUAGUGUUUACAGGACAUAAGGGUCUGAUUGGUGAAAUCAAUGCUAGCAGUAAUAUACAGAAUGACAAUGUAUGAGAAGUAAUGUGUCGCUGCAAUACUGACAAGUAAUGUAUCCAAUUCCAAUGAUAAUGAGUACAUGAUGCGUGAGAUGUUCAAUAAAGAAUCAUUUUUGUGA